CAUAGUUGUACACAUUGACCGUCGAAAUGGACCGGCUUCAACAAAUUAUCGCAUUUAUUCUAUUAAUUUAUAUUUCAAGCGCUUCAGCACUUUACUUCCAUAUAGGUGAAACAGAAAAGAAAUGUUUUAUAGAAGAAAUUCCUGAAGAAACGAUGGUAGUAGGCAGGUAUAAAGUGGAAGUUUUUGACAAAAGUGCCAACUCGUAUAUAAAAACGAAAGGCGGUCUGGGUUUUCAUGUUGAUGUCAAAGAUCCCGAAGAAAAAACAUUAUUAUCUCGGACUUAUGCCGCGGAAGGUCGUUUCACAUUUACGUCCCACUCUUCAGGUGAACACACUGUAUGCUUGCAUUCGAACUCAUCAGCUUGGUUCGGAGGUGGACAGUUGCGUGUGCACCUUGACGUCCAGGUUGGAGAGCAUGCCAAUGACUACCAGCAGAUUGCCGCGAAAGAUAAGUUGAACGAGCUCCAGCUCCGAGUACGACAGCUCCUGGACCAGGUCGAGCAGAUUACAAAAGAACAGAAUUAUCAGAGAUACCGUGAGGAACGUUUCCGCCAGACAAGCGAAAGUACAAACCAGCGUGUCCUAUGGUGGUCCAUCGCCCAGACCGUUAUCUUACUUAUCACUGGAUUCUGGCAGAUGAGACAUUUAAAAAGUUUCUUCGAGGCUAAGAAAUUAGUGUAGUGGACUUUAGUUUAUUGCUCGGUUCUUCAAACAAUUUUAGCAUCCUUUUGUGGGCAAGGUCUACAUCUGUAUGUUUUCUGAAACCCAUUACAUUAUGAGUUGAACCAAAAACACAUUACUUUAAAGUACAUGUGAUGGGUUUUCGGUUGAACUCAUUGGUGCUGCAAGUCCAAGUUCAAAUGUACCAGAGUUGGUAACUAAAGCUGUUUGAAGGAUGAGAUAGUUGGCAUUCUUGCUGGACCAGAUUACCUCUAGAGAACAUUACCAGUAUCACGCCAUGCUAAAACUGUAAAAUGUGAUAAAAGUUAUUUUGUGUCUGUGUACUAUACUUGACAGAGAAUAAUUUUCAUGACACUGGCUGAAAUGGAGGCGUUUUGUUUCGCUCAUGCGAAAGUCCCUUUGAAUAGGAGCUGGUUCAGCAUGAAUGCUGGGUGAACCACAUCAGAAGACCAAUUAAGUCCUUCUUUGUCAUCUUCAAAUUAUUCAAUACUGAAUUUGUUUAUAACCACUUAGCAUUUUUUUUAGCGGCAAUAGAGUUGCACAGCAAAAGUUGUAGUUGUAUUUGUUGAAAAGAAUGGAGAAAUUUUGUUGACAAGAAUGGAGAAGUGUUGGUCUUCUUAGGUGGUUCUCGAUGUCUGUUUGUCAGUGUCAUUCCCAUGAAAUAUUCCUUGGUGCUUAGCUGGGCCAUUUGCUAUAGACUCAUGUUUGAGUUUGUGACCCGGCUAAGAAUCGGGCUCAAGUCAAAUCAUAUUCGUUAUUUAUGUUUUAAAUGCAACAAUUAUUUGUAUAAAACUUGUUGUGCACAGGGGUUUGCAUCUUUCGUAUAAAGGAGGUUAAGGGGCUUAUGUCUUUUUCUAUGAUGUUUGUUUUGGGUGUUUAUUUCAAUUAUCUCUCUCUGAAAUGGAGUUAAUAUUGUCAUUUAUCCAUAAUACUUGGAUUUAUUUGGACUUCGCCAAUCAUCAGUAUGUUAUAUGGUAACCAUUUUCAAGAUCAUGGUUUACAACUAAAUUUGUUAAUUUUCGCAUGUCAUCAGUUGAAAGUAGAAACGUCUGUCCUCAUGGGAUUAACUCUUUAGCUCGGUGCCUCCCUCACUUUGGUCAACUUUUAGACCUGGCUUUGUAAGUAAUGAUAUAAAUAUUCUGCAAGUUUGGUACACUUCAAGUUGUUGAUUCUUUCCUUUGUUUUAACUCUUGUUUCAGCUAAAUUGUUGAUCUUAGUCACAUUAGGGUAGGUAGUAGUGAUUUUUAAUAAACAAAUAAAUUUGUAAAAAAAAGAUCAUUUAAUUUUAUAUUUCCAUCUGUGUUGUUGAAAUAUUAGGAUGUGACUACUGUUCAUGAUCCGGUAUCUCUCAGAUUAUGUGUCGUUGGACCGGCCCAUGUUUACGAGCUUAAAUAAAAUUUGGCAAUGCUUUGAUUAUAAUUGUUAUUAAAUCAAACGUGUUUGUCACAUUUUCCCCCAAAUGUUGUAGUUGUCUGACUGAGUGAUAGACGCAUAUCUGUCAUUUAUGUAUAUAUUCUGUAGGUUCAUAGGCCUGUUGAGGUGUGGGGCUUGAGGGUAUCUCCUGUUCUGAGCGUUUCGACCAAUGCACCAGGAGGAAUAUUUAUCCUAAUCCUGGAUGAACACCGAUGUUUACAUCUGGCCAGACCUAUUCUAGCUGGCCAACAUCAGUUGGCUUGCAGUGUAUCUCUGGCACUUCGCUGGAAAUAUCCUCGGCCCAACUUUUGGACUGAAUUUGGAAAUGACUGAAUUGUUUCUGGUGUUUACAUACACUGCCAGAAUUGAAAUGAUUGUCAGUUUGUUUAUGACACUGUUUGUCUUAAUCAUGAUGUAUAUGUGUAUCAGUGAAUGACUGGUUGGUGAAUUUUUCAACCAGAAAUGUCUCUAGGUACAUUUUGUGCAAACUGACAUAUUUGAACAUUCGGAUCUUGGUCUUUUUGAGAUUCUUUCCGUUUUGGUAAUGGCUGGGAUAAUAGUUACAAUCCAGGUUGAUCUAAGUUGAUCAGCCUGGUAGGCUAAAUCAAAAUGAUACAGGGAAAUACUAUACCCCAUCUCUGUAGUUGAUAGAUUGCUUGUAGGUAGUUGUUACUGGUGUGUUUUGAUACAAAAUGUCGUUCUUAAAACAAAAAGGGUUGGAUAAGAUAUCAAUUUCCAAAUUUCACAGUGGAUGAAACAUGAAGAUGGCUAGGUUUCCAAUCAACCCUUUCAUGCCUUGUAGAUUCGAAUUCAUAGAAGGCUUGUAUUGAUUCAUGAAAUUGGUUAAAAAAGGCAUUAUUGUAUUAUUUAUUUCAAUUUGCGCAGAAGUUGUCUGAAAACUAAAGGCAUGACAGUUUCUCGGGUAAGCAAGAUAUUCCUGUAAAUAAAAAAAUGGUUAGCAUUGAUGAAUUAUGAAAGGAACCUUUAAUUUGUUAAUUAUCUGACCUUUGAUUUUAUGCAAGAUCAUUUGGCUUGGUGCCUUGUUGAAGGUAGGGAAUGGGAUAGAUUGGUGUCCAUCUCUAAUUGAAUCUCAAUUAAUUGAACUAAAAUCAUAGAUUUAUCUUGAAAAAAUGUCUUCACGUCCAAUGAACAUUGUGUGUAUUGGCCUCCCAUGUAGCAUACAGGUCUUCCAUGUCUGAUUCUGUAUUGCAUCCACAACUGAUUUCAAGUAGAACACGAAAAAAACCGGGCGAGUUCAUAAGUAUACAGGUUUUCUUGUUCUUGUAAACUUAAAUAGUAUUCUGUCCAGUUUGGUAUGAAAUUAGUGUCAGAUUUAUCGAUGAACAUCGAUUCACUCACUUUGCCUUCAAAGCGUAAUGUAAAACAAUGCUAAUUAAAUCUACCAUUUUUGAAGAAAA
Messenger RNA from Lineus longissimus, 3511 nucleotides. Its product is annotated as transmembrane emp24 domain-containing protein 9-like. The coding region runs from base 27 to 680 and encodes 217 amino acids. The transcript has 5 exons. Lineage: Eukaryota; Metazoa; Nemertea; Pilidiophora; Heteronemertea; Lineidae. Gene Ontology annotation, biological process: intracellular protein transport; Golgi organization; endoplasmic reticulum to Golgi vesicle-mediated transport. Gene Ontology annotation, cellular component: COPII-coated ER to Golgi transport vesicle; endoplasmic reticulum-Golgi intermediate compartment; Golgi apparatus. The record is from RefSeq and is a predicted model, not a curated record.